This is a messenger RNA of Saccharomycopsis crataegensis, 4842 nucleotides long. RefSeq lists its product as uncharacterized. The transcript has a single exon. Lineage: Eukaryota; Fungi; Ascomycota; Saccharomycetes; Ascoideales; Saccharomycopsidaceae. Gene Ontology annotation, biological process: transmembrane transport. The record is from RefSeq and is a predicted model, not a curated record. Gene Ontology annotation, molecular function: bilirubin transmembrane transporter activity; ATP binding; ATP hydrolysis activity. Gene Ontology annotation, cellular component: membrane. The coding region runs from base 1 to 4842 and encodes 1613 amino acids.
AUGCCUUCAGUCUCUCUUUUAGAUUUGUUUUAUUACGCCAGCGCCGGUAUAUUUGUGGUUGGCCUUGGUUCGUGGUUAGUGAUCCUUGCUUCCCACCGUCUUAUCAAGCCAUGUAUAAUAUCACCAUUCACUUCCCAUGCCCGCUUGGCUUCAGCUAAUACUAUCAUUACUACUACUACUACUACUACUACUUCCAAGUCAAACCAUUUGCCAGACUCCGGACCAUUCAAGUUAAUCAUUCCUUUAAUUACAGUUCAAGGCAUCUGUUAUAUCAUAUCUCUAAUCCUUGCAGAAAAUUUUGCAGCUUCGUUAGCGUCAUUUUCAAACACCCCAUUAAAGUUCAACCUUGAUCUUGUCAAUUGCACCACAAUAUUAUUUAUUAUCCUUCCUUUCCAGUGUUUCGAUUUCUUCCCUAGUCUUAGAUUGAUAUUUUGGCUCUGUCUGUCGGUACAAAAUUCCUGGUUAUUGGUGCAUCAGCUAUUAUCGUCGUCGUCUCCAAUGUCCAUUAAUGUCCUUUUCCAGCCGGAAUUUUUCACGCAAAUCGCCAUCAAAUCCUUGUUGGCUUUCACCGCCAUUAUCUUAUUGAGUUUUUCGCUUCGGAACUAUUCCAGCGGUUUAUCCAACUUCAAAAAUUCCACUACUUCAUAUCUUUCCCAAUUGACUUUCUCGUGGCUUAAUCCUCUUUUACAUCAAGCAUCGGUCGCCAAAUACUUGUCCAAUCAAAACGUGAAAAGCUUGCCAUUUCAAAUUUCUAGUGACCAGUACCACCAAUCACUUUGUACUCGUUGGAAAAUAUCCCACAAAUUAUGUCGUAGCUUGGCUGCCACUUUUUGGAAACCCAUGCUUGGAGCGAUUUUUCUACAGGCCAUUGAAAGUUCGGUUGGCGCGGUCCAACCAAUCUUGUUGAAUAAAUUAAUCCAUUUUGUGAGAAUAUAUCCGACAAGUGAUAAUCACGCAUUCUCCUGUGGUUUCCGUAUCUCGUUGGCAAUGUUUUCCCUAUCCUUCGGCACCUCGUUUCUUUCGUCACAAUCUUCAAUUCUUCUUUAUCGAACCUCACUUCACAUUCUCGGAGCCUUGACCCAACUUAUCUACUCCAAAUCUCUAUGCCUAUCUCAUCAUGCUCAAAUAAACCAUUCAACCUCCCAGAUUUCCAACCUCAUCUCUAUUGACUCAUCGCGUUUACAAUCAUUAUCUCAACAAAUCCCCCAAAUCAUUUCUUUACCAUUGAAACUUUCCCUCGCCAUAUAUUCUCUUUAUUAUAUCCUUGGUAAUUCAGUUAUAUUUGCCCUUGCGAUUCUCGUGCUUCUUUUACCAUUAAACACCAUACUUCUUCGCCGUCUCAAAAACCUCAAACGCCAACAAAUGCAAUACCGUGAUUCUCGAACCCAAAAGGUUCAUGAAAUGGUGAGCUCCAUCCAGUGUGUGAAAUUGUACGGUUGGGAGCAAGCAUUAAUGGCAAAAGUUAAAGAAAUAAGAAUCGGGAAAGAAUUGGAUGGGAUGUGGUGGAUCGGGAUGUUGGGAGCGUUAGUGAAAGGGUUAUGGGGCAUUGGAAUGGUGGUGGUAAUUGGCGGAAGUUUUGCUAUUGUCAUGAUGCCAGAAUCAGCAGCCAAAGAUAACGUAUCCAAUAUCAUGCUCAGCAAGAUGCCGUUAACUUCUGAAACCAUUUUCCCUUGUCUUUCAUUAUUCAGCUAUCUUCAAAAAACCGUGGUUUCAAUGCCGUCAUUUAUCAGUUCUAUCAUUGAGCUGAAGAUCGCAUUAGAAAGAUUGGAAGAAUAUCUAUUAUCGGAGGAAGUACUGACCAAUCUUUCAACGGAGGAAGUAUCAACUAAUGAAUCAAUCACUAUGGCCAACAAUGAUAAGCCAUUCAUUUCAAUAAAUAAUACUUGUUUUUUGUGGGAUGAAACUCAUAUGAGCAAGCCAAAAAUCAGCGAAACAUCUGAUGAAGAGCUGCUUGUUGGGAACUUUGAUAAUUUCUCAUACUCUAAUAUUGCCCUUAGAAAUAUCAACAUGUCAGUCAAUUCUGGGGAAAUGGUGCUUGUUGUUGGAGCGGUCGGCGCCGGGAAAUCUACCCUCUUGAAAGCAAUCAUUGGAGAAUUACCAAUUUUACGAAACCAUGAUCAUUCUCGUGCUGUCAAAGGCUCUAUAUCCUAUUGUUCACAAAUCCCUUGGAUUCAAAACACUUCUUUCCGCGAUAAUAUUCUUUUCCAUAUACCUUAUGACCCAGAACGUUACCAUUCAACCCUUUAUGCUUGUGAUCUUCUUGUGGACAUAUUGCAAUUGCCAGACGGUGACCAAACUUUAGUUGGCGAAAAAGGUAUCACCCUUCUGGGGGGCCAAAAGGCCCGGCUUGCCCUAGCCAGAGCAAUUUAUGCCGAUAGUGACAUUUACAUCCUUGAUGAUAUUCUCAGUGCGGUAGAUGUUCAAGUGGCCAAGCGCAUUAUUUAUCGGUGUUUGGGUCACCAUGGGUUAUUGGCAAACAAGAUUAGGGUAUUGGUGAGCCAUGGGUUGGGGAAUUUCCAAAAAAAUGAGAUUGAUAAAGUUAUCUAUUUACAAAAUGGGGAAAUCAUCGCGAAUGACCUGUUUGAAAAUAUGCAAGACAAGAUUAAAGAGUUUAUGGGCGGUGGUAGUCAAGAAACUGUUGAUUAUUUAACUGAAGGCCCAAUCGAUGAUGAUAAUGAUGAUGAUGAUGAUGAUGAUGACGCUGCCAGUGAUUUGACCAUAUCUCCUAUAUCGUCGUGCUCGGUUGAUUCUUUGAAUUCCUCGGAAACCUUGGUUGCUAGUGAUAAGGAUGAUGAUGAUUUGGAUAAACUCAAAAAGCCAAUUAAAUUGAGUGAAGAACAUACAAAUCGCGGUAGUGUCAAAUGGAAAACGUAUUCCGAGUAUGCGAAAUCAUGCUCGAUUCCUGGGAUCAUAAUUUUUUUGACCAUGAUAUUUGCCAGUUGUGCCUUCCAAUUGGGAAGCAAGUAUUGGCUCAAGAUUUUAUCAGAGAAAAAUGAUUUCCGGUCUAGUUUCACCCAUUCUCAUGAUUCAACUAUAAAUGAUUCCAGUGUUAAUUUCAGCUAUUUUCUUAUAAUUUAUAUGAUGCUUGGGACCAUCUCCCACAUUUUUGAUUUCCUCAAGACUUUUGUGCUUUACCAAUUCUGUUGCAUCAAUGCCUCGCGUCAUUUGCACGAUUCAAUGUUGAAUUCCAUUAUCAACUCCCCAAUGUCAUUCUUCAAUACCACUCCCGCAGGGAGAAUUUUGAACCGAUUCACCAAUGACAUCAACAAAAUUGACGACAAUUUACCCAAAACCUUCAUCAAGUUUUUCGGCGCCAUUAUUUCUGCAUUAUUUACCGUCGGGGUAAUUGUGUUCAAUUUACCGCUAUUUUUCAUUCCGUUGAUCGGAUUAAUAAUUAUUUACCGGUAUUACCAAUCGUAUUAUAUUCUGGUUUCCCGAGAUUUGAAGCGGAUCAGUUCUGCUUCACGAUCCCCGAUAUUCAAUUAUUUACAAGAAUCGUUGCUGGGAGCAGAAACCGUUCGGGCUUUCAGGAAAACCGAGAAAUUCACCGCCAUCAAUGCUGAAAAUGUCAAUUUCCACUUGAAGGCCCUAUACGUCUUCAGGGCCAUCAAUCGCUGGUUGACGUUCCGACUUCAAAUUAUUGGAGCGUUGGUGAUAUUGUUAACUUCGGUGUUGGCAUUAUUAUCUCUUGAUGCGGGUACCCCAUUGACCAGUGGGGUGGUGGGGCUAAUGAUGGGGUACGCUUUAGAAAUCACCGAUUCGUUGAAUGUCAUGGUCAAGACAUCGGUGGAUAUUGAAACUAACGUGGUUUGUGUGGAAAGAAUCUUGGAUUAUUCCAAUUUGCCUAGGGAAGGAGAGUCAAUUAGCCAAUCAUCCAACACAACUAAACUUUCAAACCAUGGUAUCAAUAGAAAAUUCUCCGAUGCUGCAGCAACCCAAUGGCCAUCGAAUGGUGCCCUUGAAUUUCGAAAUUAUACCACCAAAUAUCGUCCAGAACUUGACCUGGUGCUCAAAGAUUUAUCACUUCGUAUCGAACCGGGGGAAAAAGUGGGGAUUGUUGGACGUACCGGGGCCGGUAAGAGCAGUUUAGCCAUGGCGAUUUUCCGGCUCAUUGAGGCAUCGCAGGGACAAAUCUUCAUUGAUGGGAAAGGGAUCGAUCAAAUACAAUUAUCGAGAUUGCGAAGCAAUUUGAGUAUCAUUCCUCAAGAGUGUUUAGCAUUUCAAGGCACGAUUAGACAGAAUUUGGAUCCCAUUGGAAAACACACCGAUGAACAAUUACUUUGGGCGGUGGGAGUUGCUCACUUGGACGAUCAUUUACCAAUGAGGAUGGGGUCGAUGCACCAUAAUGUUUUUAAUGAUAAUCAUGAAAUCAUUGGUGGGAGGGAGAAUGGUUUCGAUGCCGACUCUCUUGCUUCAUCCAGCAUCAGUUGUUUUCAAGAAGGUACUUCAGUGGGUUGUCAAUCUUCCAGGUAUUCCGAUUAUCCAAAAUCACUGAUUCUCGAUAUCGAAAUCCAGGAAGCUGGACGGAAUUUCUCGGUGGGACAACGUCAAUUGCUUUGCCUUGCCCGUGCAUUAUUAAACCCAUCGAGGAUAUUGAUCCUUGACGAAGCCACUGCGGCGGUCGAUCCAUCAACUGAUAAAAUAAUUCAAGAAACCAUUAAAAGAGAAUGUCAAAAUAAAACUAUCUUGACAAUUGCCCACCGGUUGAACACCGUGUUGGAUUGUGAUCGGAUUAUUGUGUUGGACCAAGGCAAGGUUGUGGAGUUUGAUAAACCGGAAGUGUUGUUGCAGGAUACCAAGAGUGCGUUUUACAGCUUAUGCCACGAAGGGUGUAAUUUAUGA